GGAGUUUCAACGCCGCCUCGGAGGACCGGAGCAGGGAGGGAGCAAAGAAGUCAGAAUUUGACAUUUACCAGCCAUUCGGAACCUAAUUUUCAGCUGGGGGAAAGGGAUUGUAAUCUCCGAAAACUGUUCUCCGAAAACGGCUAGGAACUGUAGGUAGAGGACGGACGAGUGAAACGAGGAGACCCCAGACUGCCAUUUUCAAACGGGAGGACCUCUCCCAUAACCACAAGUUUCUAUCAGGUGAAGUAGCGGCAAAGACACAGCGGCAGCCAUGGUGGCCUUGUCACUGAAGAUCAGCGUGGGGAACGUGGUGAAGACCAUGCAGUUCGAGCCCUCCACCAUGGUGUACGACGCCUGUCGCAUCAUACGGGAGAGAGUCCCCGAAGCACAGCUCGGCCAGCCCAACGACUACGGCCUGUUUCUGUCUGACGAGGAUCCCAAGAAGGGCAUCUGGCUGGAGGCGGGGAAAGCCCUGGACUACUACAUGCUGAGGAAUGGGGACACCCUGGAGUACAAGAAGAAACAGAGACCCCUGAAGAUUCGCAUGCUGGAUGGGACCGUGAAAACGGUCAUGGUGGACGACUCUAAAAUCGUCAGCGACAUGCUCAUGACCAUCUGUGCUAGGAUAGGUAUCACAAACUACGACGAGUACUCGCUGGUGCGUGACAUCCUGGAGGAGAAGAAGGAGGAGACCACGGGGACGCUGAAGAGGGACAAGACGCUCCUGAGGGACGACAAGAAGAUGGAGAAGCUCAAGCAGAAGCUCCACACAGACGAUGAGUUGAACUGGCUGGACCACGGGCGUACGCUGCGUGAGCAGGGCAUUGAGGAGACGGAGAUGCUGCUCCUCAGGAGAAAGUUCUUCUACUCUGACCAGAACGUGGACUCCAGAGACCCUGUGCAGCUCAAUCUGCUCUAUGUGCAGGCCCGAGAUGACAUCCUGAACGGCUCGCAUCCUGUCUCCUUCGACAAGGCCUGCGAGUUCGCCGGCUUCCAGUGCCAGAUCCAGUUUGGAGACCACAACGAGACCAAGCACAAGCCAGGAUUCCUGGAUAUGAAGGAGUUCCUUCCAAAAGAAUACAUCAAGAACAAAGGCGAGAGGAAGGUCUUCCAGGCUCACAAGAACUACCAAAACAUGACUGAGAUUGAGGCCAAAGUCAGCUAUGUCAAACUGGCCCGCUCUCUCAAAACCUACGGAGUGUCUUUCUUCCUGGUCAAGGAGAAGAUGAAGGGGAAGAACAAGCUGGUCCCACGUCUGCUGGGCAUCACCAAGGAGAGCACCAUGCGCGUGGACGAGAAGACCAAGGAGGUGAUGCAGGAGUGGAGCCUGACCAACAUCAAGCGCUGGGCCGCCUCCCCCAAGAGCUUCACGCUGGACUUUGGAGACUACCAAGAUGGAUACUACUCUGUGCAGACCACAGAAGGAGAACAGAUCGCCCAGCUGAUUGCUGGAUACAUUGACAUCAUUCUGAAGAAGAAAAAGAGCAAAGACCACUUUGGAUUAGAGGGCGAUGAAGAAUCCACCAUGCUCGAGGACUCUGUGUCACCCAAAAAGUCCACGGUGCUCCAGCAGCAGUUCAAUAAGAUGGGGAAGGUGGAGACGGGCUCCGUGGCCCUGCCGGCCAUCAUGCGCUCGGGGGCCGGGGGGCCGGAGAGCUUCCAGAUGGGCUCCAUGCCCCAGGCCAAGCAGCACAUCACCAGCGGCCAGAUGCACCGCGGACACAUGCCCCCGCUGACGGCAGCUCAGCAGGCCCUGACCGGCACCAUCAACUCCAGCAUGCAAGCGGUGCAGGCUGCCCAGGCCUCUCUGGACGAGGUGUCGGAGCUGCCUCCCCUGGGAAGCGACGCGGCCUCGCAAGCAUGGCGUAAGAACAAAAUGGACGAGUCCAAGCAUGAGAUCCACUCCCAGGUGGAUGCCAUCACUGCUGGAACCGCCUCAAUGGUCAACCUUACCGCAGGUGAUCCCGCCGAGACGGACUACACGGCAGUGGGCUGCGCGGUGACCACCAUCUCCUCCAACCUCACGGAGAUGUCCAAGGGCGUCAAGCUGCUGGCCGCUCUCAUGGAGGACGAAGGCGCCAACGGGCAGCAGCUGCUCGGCGCCGCCAAGAACCUGGCCUGCGCCGUGUCCGACAUGCUCAAGACGGCCCAGCCUGCCAGCACCGAGCCUCGGCAGAACCUCCUGCAGGCGGCCGGCAACGUUGGCCAGGCCAGCGGAGAGCUGCUGCAGCACAUCGGCGAGAGUGACGCGGACCCACGAUUCCAGUCUCUAGGUAACGGAGCUUUCAGGGGUUUCAGGAGGAAGACCCUCAAUAGUGGUCAAAUGCUGGACAUGCUGAUGCAGCUGGCCAAGGCUGUGGCUAACGCGGCCGCCGCCCUGGUGCUGAAGGCCAAGAACGUGGCGCAGAAGACCGAGGACUCCGCCCAGCAGAACCGAGUCAUCGCCGCUGCCACCCAGUGUGCCCUGUCCACCUCACAGCUGGUGGCCUGCACCCGGGUGGUUGCCCCCACCAUCAGCUCGCCGGUGUGCCAGGAGCAGCUGAUCGAGGCGGGCAAGCUGGUGGCCAAGUCAGUGGAGGGCUGCGUGGAGGCGUCCCAGGGCGCCACGCAGGACGAGCAGCUGCUCCGGCAGGUGGGCGCGGCGGCCACGGGCGUCACGCAGGCGCUCAACGAGCUGCUGCAGCACAUCAAGCAGUACGCCAGCGGCGGGCAGCCCAUCGGACGCCACGGCGAGGCCACCGACCGCAUCCUGGACGUCACCGAGAACAUCUUCAGCUCCAUGGGAGAUGCAGGAGAGAUGGUGCGUCAGGCCCGAAUCCUGGCCCAGGCGACCUCCGACCUGGUCAAUGCCAUCAAAGCGGACGCAGAGGGCGAGAGCGACCUGGAGAACUCCCGCAAGCUGCUGUCAGCUGCCAAGCUCCUGGCCGAUGCCACUGCCAAGAUGGUGGAGGCUGCCAAGGGAGCUGCAGCCAACCCUGACAGCGAGGAGCAGCAGCAGAAGCUGCGUGAGGCUGCGGAGGGUCUUCGCAUGGCCACCAACGCUGCCGCCCAGAACGCCAUCAAGAAGCGACUCAUCAACAAGCUGGAGAACGCAACAAAACAGGCUGCCGCCGCCGCCACUCAAACCAUUGCCGCUGCCCAACAUGCCGCCUCGUCCAAUAAGAACCCUGCUGCCCAGCAGCAGCUUGUGCAGAGUUGCAAGGGGGUAGCUGAGCAGAUCCCCAUGCUGGUCCAGGGAGUGAGGGGCAGCCAGUCUCAACCCGACAGCCCCAGUGCCCAGCUUGCCCUCAUCGCAGCCAGCCAGAACUUCCUCCAGCCUGGUGCCAAGAUGGUGACUGCUGCCAAGGCCACUGUGCCCACCAUUGGCGACCAGGCCUCGGGCAUGCAGCUCAGCCAGUGUGCCAAGAACCUGGCCAGUGCCCUCGCCGAGCUUCGUACCGCCGCUCAGAAGGCUCAGGAAGCGUGCGGGCCGCUGGAGAUUGAUAACGCGCUGGCCGUGGUGCGCGGCCUGGAGAAGGACAUGCAGGAGGCCAAGGCCUCAGCAGCCGAGGGCAAACUCAGACCCCUGCCCGGAGAGACUCUGGAGAAGUGCUCACAGGACCUGGGCAACAGCACCAAGGCCGUGAGCUCGGCCAUCGCCCAGCUGCUCAGCGAGGCCACCCAGGGCAACGAGAACUACGCUGGCCAAGCUGCCAGAGAUGUUGCCCAGGCUCUGCGCGCCCUGGCCAUGGCCGCCCGUGGCGUGGCAGCCAACACGGAUGACCCACAGGCCCGUAACGCCAUGCUGGACUGUGCCAGCGACACCAUGGACAAGUCGGCCAACCUCAUCGAGGAGACCAAGAGAGCCAUCGCCAAACCUGGAGACCCCGACAGCCAGCAGAGACUGGCCCAGGUGGCAAAGGCCGUGUCCCAGGCCCUCAACAGGAGCGUGAACUGUCUGCCUGGGCAGAGAGAUGUGGACAACGCCAUCAGGACUGUUGGAGAGGCCAGCAAGAGACUCCUGGCUGAUUCAUUCCCACCGAGCAACAAGAGCUUCCAGGAGGCGCAGGCCAACCUGAACCAGGCGGCCGCUGGGCUCAACCAGUCGGCCAACGAGCUGGUGCAGGCCUCACGUGGCACCACCCAGGACCUGGCCCAGGCCUCGGGCAGGUUCGGCAACAACUUCCACGACUUCCUGGACGCUGGAGUGGACAUGGCAGGACAGUCCCAGUCUAAGGAGGAUCAGACACAGGUGGUCACCAACCUGAAGACCAUCUCCAUGUCCUCCAGCAAGCUGCUGCUGUCCGCCAAAGCGCUGGCCACUGACCCCAACUCCCCCAACCUUAAGAACCAACUGGCCGCUGCCGCUCGAGCCGUCACAGACAGCAUCAACCAGCUCAUCACCAUGUGCACCCAGCAGGCCCCGGGCCAGAAGGAGUGUGACAACGCGCUGAGGGAGCUCGAGACGGUGAGGGGUAUGUUGGAGAACCCAACUGAAGCUGUUAACGACAUGGGCUACUUCGACUGUAUCGAUAGUGUCAUGGAGAACUCCAAGGUUCUGGGCGAAGCCAUGGCUGGAAUCUCCCACAACGCCAAGAACAGCAACCUGCCCGAGUUCGGAGACUCCGUCAGCUCAGGCUCCAAGGCCCUGUGUGGGCUGACCGAGGCUGCCGCCCAGGGUGCCUACCUGGUGGGCGUCUCUGACCCCAACAGCCACGCUGGACAGAAGGGCCUGGUGGACCCGGCCCAGUUCGCUCGGGCCAGGCAGUCUAUCCAGAUGGCCUGCCAGAACCUAGUGGACCCCGCCUGCACGCAGUCCCAGGUCCUCUCCGCCGCCACCAUUGUUGCCAAACACACGUCUGCGCUCUGCAACGCCUGCCGCCUCGCCUCCUCCAAAACAUCCAACCCUGUUGCUAAGCGACAGUUCGUCCAGUCAGCCAAGGAGGUUGCGAACAGCACCGCCAACCUCGUCAAGUCCAUCAAAGCCCUGGAUGGAGCCUUUAAUGAGGAGAACCGCGAGAAGUGCAAAGACGCCACCGGCCCGCUGAUCGAGGCCGUGGACAACCUGACUGCCUUCGCCUCCAACCCGGAGUUCGCCAGCAUGCCCGCUCAGAUCAGCCCAGAGGGUAUGGCUGCCAUGGAGCCCAUCGUUGCCGCGGCAAAGGCCAUGCUCGAGAGUUCCACCGGCCUGAUCCAGACGGCCCGCUCCCUGGCCGUCAACCCCAAGGACCCGCCCAAGUGGUCAGUGCUCGCGGGCCACUCCAGAACUGUCUCCGACUCCAUCAAGAAGCUCAUCACCAACAUGAGAGAUAAGGCUCCUGGCCAGAGAGAGUGUGACGAGGCCAUCGAGGUGCUCAACAACUGCAUCCGUGACGUGGACCAGGCCUCUCUGGCUGCUAUCAGCCAGCAGCUCACACCACGGGAGGACAUCUCCCACGAGGCUCUUCAUGGGCAGAUGGCCGCCUCGGUGCAGGAGAUCAGCAACCUGAUCGAGCCGGUGGCCAUCGCCGCCCGCUCGGACGCCUCUCAGCUCGGACACAAGGUGUCUCAGAUGGUCAGCUACUUUGAGCCUCUCAUCAUGGCCUCCAUCGGCACCGCCUCCAAGAUCAUCAACAGCCAGCAGCAGAUGAACGUGCUGGACCAGACCAAGACCCUGACCGAGUCGGCCCUCCAGAUGCUCUACACGGCCAAAGAGGCCGGAGGCAACCCUAAGGCGGCUCACACUCAGGAGGCCCUGGAGGAGUCGGUGCAGAUGAUGAAGGAGGCGGUGGACGACCUGGCCGCUACGCUGAACGAGGCGGCCAGCGCGGCCGGAGCCGUGGGCGGCAUGGUGGACUCCAUCACCGGGGCCAUCAACACCAUGGAGGACGGCCGGAGCGUGGAGCCCGAGGGCACCUUCGUGGACUACCAGACCACCAUGGUCAAGACGGCCAAGGCCAUCGCAGUCACUGUGCAGGAGAUGGUCACCAAAUCCAACACCAACCCUGAUGAGCUUGGCGGCUUGGCCAAUCAGCUGACCAAUGAGUUCGGUCAACUGGCCUCUGAAGCCAAGGGUGCUGCCGUCACUGCAGAGAAUGAUGAGAUCGGCUCCCACAUUAAGAAGCAGGUUGGGGAGCUGGGCUACAGCUGCACAGGGCUGGUCACCAAGGCCGGAGCACUCCAGUGCAGCCCCAACGACAGCUUCACCAAGAAGGAGCUCAUCGACAGCGCCCGCAAGGUCUCCGAGAAGGUGUCCCACGUGCUGGCUGCCCUCCAGGCGGGUAACCGUGGCACCCAGGCCUGCAUCACAGCUGGCAGCGCAGUGGCGGGCAUCAUCGCCGACUUGGACACCACCAUCAUGUUUGCCACAGCUGGCACGCUCAACCGCGAGAACUCCGAGACCUUCGCUGAUCACAGGGAACACAUCCUGAAGACGGCCAAGGCGCUGGUGGAGGACACCAAGCUGCUGGUGUCGGGGGCGGGCGCCAGCCAGGAGAAGCUGGCCCAGGCCGCCCAGUCCUCCGUCGGCACCAUCACCAAGCUGGCCGACGUGGUCAAGUUGGGCGCUGCCAGCCUCGGCGCAGAAGACCCAGAGACACAGGUGGUCCUCAUCAACGCAGUCAAAGAUGUGGCCAAAGCUCUGGGCGACCUCAUCAGUGCCACCAAGGCGGCGGCCGGCAAGCCGCACGAUGACCCGGCCAUGCUGCAGCUCAAGAACUCGGCCAAGGUGAUGGUGACCAACGUGACUUCGCUGCUGAAGACGGUGAAGGCGGUGGAGGACGAGGCCACCAAGGGGACCCGGGCGCUGGAGGCCACCAUCGAGCACAUCAAGCAGGAGCUGGCCGUGUUCAAGAGCCACGACCCUCCUCCAAAGACCACCACUCCAGAGGAGUUCAUCCGCAUGACCAAAGGCAUCACGCUGGCCACCGCCAAAGCAGUGGCUGCUGGGAACUCCUGUCGCCAGGAGGACAUCAUCGCCACGGCUAACCUGAGCAGGCGGGCCAUGGCAGACAUGCUCAACUCCUGCAAGCAAGCGGCCUACCACACCGAGGUCAGUAAGGAGGUGCAGGCGCGGGCCCUGCGCUUCGGAUCGGAGUGUGCCACCGGAUACCUGGGCCUGCUGGAGCACGUCCUGGUGAUCAUCCAGAAGCCCACCCAUGACCUGAAGCAGCAGCUGGCCGUCUACUCCAAGCGUGUGGCCGGUUCUGUGACUGAGCUCAUCCAGGCUGCCGAGGCCAUGAAAGGCACGGAAUGGGUGGACCCCGAGGACCCCACAGUCAUCGCCGAGAACGAGCUGCUGGGCGCAGCGGCGGCCAUCGAGGCAGCCGCCAAGAAACUGGAGCAGCUGAGGCCGCGGACCAAACCCAAGGAGGCUGAUGAGAGCCUGAACUUCGAGGAGCAGAUCCUGGAGGCGGCCAAGUCCAUCGCCGCUGCGACCAGCGCACUGGUCAAGGCAGCUUCGGCCGCCCAGAGAGAACUGGUGGCUCAGGGCAAGGUUGGGGCCAUCCAGGCCAAUGCCGUGGACGAUGGACAGUGGUCCCAGGGUCUCAUUUCUGCUGCGCGCAUGGUUGCUGCUGCGACGAACAACCUGUGCGAGGCGGCUAACUCGGCGGUGCAGGGUCACGCCAGCGAGGAGAAGCUCAUCUCCUCGGCCAAGCAGGUGGCCGCCUCCACCGCCCAGCUCCUGGUGGCCUGCAAGGUCAAGGCUGACCAGGACUCCCAGACCAUGAAGAGGCUGCAGGCUGCUGGUAACGCUGUCAAGAGGGCCUCAGACAACCUGGUGAAGGCCGCCCAGAAGGCCGCCUUCGAUGCCCAGGAUGACCAGGCAGUCAUGGUGAAGAGCAAGAUGGUGGGCGGUAUCGCUCAGAUUAUUGCGGCUCAGGAGGAGAUGUUGAGGAAGGAGCGUGAGCUGGACGAGGCCAGGAAGAAGCUGGCCAUGAUCCGCCAGCAGCAGUACAAGUUCCUGCCUUCAGAGCUCAGGGAGGAGGACCAAUGAGAACCGCCACUGCUUGUUUGCUAACACACACACUCACACACACACAUACAUACAAACACACACACACAUACACAGACAGACACAUAAAACACACACACAGAUGCCAUGCAAGCAAAGACAAAUCAGCGGCUUGGGCUUUGGACCCGCGCCACGGUUUUAUUAUAUAUUUUUGUUCAAGAGUGUAACUAUGACGAUGAGGUAUUACUUUUUUUGACAUGCACCAUUCUGGGCAAAGCAAUUCUAAGAGAUGAAAUAGGGGUAAAAAGUGAACAAAUGUAUCAGGAUGUUUAUUUUAAACUUUGGGUUAUUUUUUUUGUUUGUUUUCACCGUUCUUUUUUUUCUAUUUGUCACUUUUACAAGCAUUGCCGUGCCAUGACUUAACUGUUUAUUGUUUUGUUUGUGUCUUUUGGAUAAUGUAUGCACAACUUAUGCAAAUCUCUAAAGUAACUGCGCUUUUAAUAGCUCCAUGUGAUUUAACUUAGCAUUAGAUCCUAUAGAGUAGAUUGUCUGGACCUAGCAUGCACGGGUCUUAACUGAGGCUACACAUUUAAUUUACACAAUCAAUUCACUUAUGAUGGGCUAAGUAAAAUGGCCUCAGUUAACACGGCUAAGAACAAUAUUAUAUCAGCGAGCACAAUGAUGUUUUUAACUUUGUCUUUUUUUUUUCUUUUUUUUUCUACUCAUCAACUUCUGGGGGGUGGAAAUUCUAAAGAAAAAAAAGAAGAAGAAACAGUAUUUGUUCCAUAGAUAUGUCUAACAUUUAGUCAGGUUCCAAAGAAGAUUGUUGUGAAUGUGUGAUCGAUUGGCCUCCAUAGCCUUUCCUCUUGUGGUGGUUUAACCCAGGGACAGUCAACCGCAUCGUGUGGCAAUUUGGACCAGCAGUGCAAUGAGUACCUUUUUUUUUUGCGAUGAAACAAUUCAAAGAAAGAAAACAUAUCAUUUUUUAAGAAAAGAAAAAAUAAUAAAGCUAUGAAUUGUGUUACAAAUAAUAUCUUCUAUUAAAUGUCUAUGUUAAUAAAAAAAAAGAGCGUU
This is a messenger RNA of Sardina pilchardus (European sardine), 8986 nucleotides long. It is a transcript of the gene tln1, whose product is annotated as talin 1. Gene Ontology annotation, cellular component: ruffle; cytoskeleton; focal adhesion. Bases 272 to 7954 code for a protein of 2560 amino acids. The transcript is spliced from 58 exons. Gene Ontology annotation, molecular function: integrin binding; structural constituent of cytoskeleton; actin filament binding. The record is from RefSeq and is a predicted model, not a curated record. Gene Ontology annotation, biological process: platelet aggregation. Lineage: Eukaryota; Metazoa; Chordata; Actinopteri; Clupeiformes; Clupeidae.